AUGCCGAGCCACAAGUCUUUCCGUACCAAGCAGAAGCUUGCCAAGGCACAGAAGCAGAACCGCCCUGUGCCUCAAUGGAUUAGACUCCGAACCAACAACUCCGUCCGCUACAACGCCAAGAGACGGCACUGGAGAAAGACCCGCCUCGGCAUCUAA
Messenger RNA from Metarhizium robertsii ARSEF 23, 156 nucleotides. Its product is annotated as Ribosomal protein L39e. The transcript has 3 exons. The record is from RefSeq and is a predicted model, not a curated record. Gene Ontology annotation, molecular function: structural constituent of ribosome. Lineage: Eukaryota; Fungi; Ascomycota; Sordariomycetes; Hypocreales; Clavicipitaceae. Bases 1 to 156 code for a protein of 51 amino acids. Gene Ontology annotation, cellular component: cytosolic large ribosomal subunit; ribosome. Gene Ontology annotation, biological process: translation.